CUCAUCUUUUUGAAGCGUUAUCACUUCCCAGUCUCAACCGGACGUCGAAAGGUCCUUGAUUGUUGUUGCGAGAAAGAAUUAUUUCUUAGUUUAUUGCAAGCCGACAUCGAUGAUCAGAUGAAAUCGUUCAACCAAACAAUGGGCAGCUAUACCAUGAUUUUGUCCCUUUUAAAGAUGAUGCCUUCAUGCACGGCUAAUCGGCUGGGCAAUACAUUGAUUUGUGUUCAGAUGAAUACCCCAAUCGGAACAUAGUCUGGAUAAACUGAAAGUAGAAUAUAAACUGUGUCCCGCGAAAACUGACACCAGGACUGAAAAAUCUAGCACACAAGAUGAGUUGCUUCAAAGGACGGAUGAGCGAAUAUCGAAAUAUAUCUCUUGAUAGAUUUGAUGGUCCGAAUUUGAAUUCGACUGUAUAUUUUCUAUCCCAUCUUCAUGAAGAUCACACAGUCGGUUUAAGUGUUUCCAGUUUCAUAACCAGACUAAAAGAAAGCACUGAAGUAUACCUGUACUGUUCUGAUGUUACUAAAGUUCUGCUGAUUGAAAGUCCAAAAUACCAACAUCUGGAAAGAUAUAUUAAAACUUUACCCAUCAAUCAACCAGUUACAGUUUCCAUCCCUCAAACAUCUUCUUGCAAGGUUGAUUUUGUUCAGGUAACACUCCUGCCAGCUGCACAUUGUCCAGGCUCUGUCAUGUUCCUGUUUGAGGGGUCAGAAGGUACAGCCCUGUAUACUGGAGAUUUUCGUUGGGAAGCCAACCAUGUUUCUAAAGUCACAGCACUGCACAGUGGAGAAAGAGUGAAACCCAUCCAAAGUCUCUAUGUGGACACUACAUUUUGUCAUCCCGACUGUUUCCACAUCCCAAGCCGUCAGGACUGUGUGGAGGCUGUCAGUGGACUUGUCAAAGAGUGGAUAGCCAAGGGUCAAGGUCAUGUCGUCCAUUUUACUCCAAGAUCUCAUUACGGUCAUGAGCACCUCCUUAAAGAAAUCUCCAGUAGAACAAGUCGUAAGGUCCAUGUGUCUAAAGCCAAGGUAAAAAUAUAUGAGCAGAUCUCUGACUUGAGGAACAUCUUCACCGCUGACCCUGAAGAGACACCGAUCCACGCCUGUCUAGGGGAGAGAUUUGCAAGAGGUGAUCAUGACUCUCUGCCCUGUGGCUUCCAACCUCCUAAACAUUCCAAAUUAAACAAAAUGGUGAUCUUACCCUCGACCAUGUAUUUCACCAAGAAGAUGCGUCUGAACCUCACUCACAUUGUGGAGAGGACACGUGGGAUUUAUCGUGUCUGUUAUUCUUUCCACUCCUCCUACAAUGAGGUCCGCAAUCUGGUCACCUAUCUUAAACCUGGCAAUGUCCGUCCCAAUGUAAAGCCAGAACCAGAUCCAUCCUUAAGUGAGGUACAGAAGAGGCUAAACCAUUUCCUUAAGUUAGACCACAUCGAGCAGAAAUAUGAGACAGUUGGCAAAAUCUUUGGUACACUUAAAAAGAAGAAACAGAAAAGGAAAUAUACAGGAUACACAAAUAUGUGUUCAAGUGACUCUGACGACCUGGUGUUUGGAUCUCCUGACCUCAAGCGUAUGAGGAGUGAGGAAGGUAAUGUGACGCCUGUGAAGAACCAAGGAGAAGCUGGCCCAGCUCGAGACAAGGAGCAAGUUCCCUCGGUAUCACCACAGGAAGCUGUCACGCCAAUGAAGAGUGACAUAUCUGACGUACACAGCUCCUAUGCUGGCAGUAACCAUGGCGACAGCGAGAUGAGCGGAACUGGACUGCUGUGUGACUCUGAUGAUGAUCAGGAGGAAAUCAGUGGUUUCCAAGGCGAUGAACUUUCAACCCCUGCACAGAGUCUUUUAGAUGCCAUCGAUUCACAGAGUGCAUCACAGGAAGUGAAAUCUUUCCGAGUGACUUUCCUUGAAGAUGAGGAGCAGACAGUUGGCCAACAGGCGUGGGAGUCUCCAGAUGUUCCAGAUUUUGGUGAGGAAGAAACAGAAACACAGACCAGGGAGGAAUCUGUUGGAGACCUUAACAAUGAUAUGGCUGAUACAGACAUUGUGGGGGUGAAAUCUAGUCAAAAUCAGGAAACUAGUUCUAGAGAAGUUUUAGCAGAUUCUGAUGAAAGUUUGAAGUGUCAGGGUUAUCAAGGAGAUAUUGAUAGCUCGCAAGAACAGACAGACACAAGACAAAUGGUUUUAGGGGAAGAAACAGGUGACUUAGAGUCAGCUGGGAGUUAUUCUAAAGAAACAGGCGACUUAGAGUCAGCUAGGAAUUAUUCUAAAGAAACAGGCGACUUAGAGUCAGCUGGGAAUUAUUCUAAAGAAACAGGUGACUUAGAGUCAGCUGGGAAUUAUUCUAAAGAAACAGGUGACUUAGAGUCAGCUAGGAAUUAUUCUAAAGAAACAGGCGACUUAGAGUCAGCUGGGAAUUAUUCUAAAGAAACAGGCGACUUAGAGUCAGCUGGGAAUUAUUCUAAAGAAACAGGCGACUUAGAGUCAGCUGGGAAUUAUUCUAAAGAAGACAUAGCUGAGGAAGCUAAAGGAGGCCAGGAUAAAGAAGUAAAUCCAGUAAGUCAGUCUGAUAUUAUCCCCAAGGAUGAAUUACUGGAGGAGAACUUACACACAGUCAGCGGUAGAACAGAAAGUGUUAAUGCUGCCACUGAUGCUAAUUUAGGUUUCAUUAUGGACCAUAAUGAUGAGUGUAGUAGAAACAAAAUCGUAAAAGAAGAUUGCUCUGGGAAUUCUAAAAACAAAAUCGUAAAUACAUCAGAGGAUUGCUCUGGGACAACAUCUCUUACUAUGAUACAAUCCAAAAGUUCGGUAUCUACUAGUCAUUCUAAAGAAUGGAAGAAAAAUGGCAGCUAUGACUUGUUUGAAGAUAGUAAUGAUGAGUUUACAGUAGAUGAUAUGGAGGGAGGGCAAUGCCAAAUAGUGCCUGUUAGUAGUGUUCACGAAACAUCUGGGAAGGACAGGGAUUUUAUAAAAGGAAGCCAAAAAAGUGACAGUUUAGAUUGCAAAAUCAAUGAAAUUACAUCAUUUAAGGAUGAACUGAAAACCAAAAUCAGUACAGAAGAACAAGGAUGUGAAAUGGAUUCAGAAAAACGAGAUUUGUCAUUGGAGAAGUCUGAAGGUUUUGAAAUAACAGACCUAACAGAAAGCUAUGAUGAACAAUGUUGUGAAGGAGAAACACGGGAUGUUGAGAUGGUGUCACAUGUAUGUCAUACAGGGGAUGACCAGAAACAUCCUCGUAUGUACAAUGUACACAGACUGUCGUCAUGUGACACCCCGGGGACAUCACGCAGUGUAUGUCGGUGUGUUCUGGACGCUAGUCCUCAACCAGAUACCAUUUUAGUGGAAAUUCAGGAGGACAACGAGUCAAAGCAGGGGAUCAAACAAAACAGGCAGCUGAAUAAACAAUCCCCACAAAAACCUGCCUCAAAACUACUCACAAACAUACAAACUAACGAUCUUGUCAUAGCUAUUUUAGAUUCUGAUUCAGAAUCUGACAAUCAGGAUUCUGGUGUUCACAAAAUGGGUGUAACUAGCGUCCAUGGCUAUGAGUCGGACAGCGACAUCACCUUACCUCCAAGUCAGGAAGUCAAUAAGCUCAAACAUUUUUCAGAAGUGUGUCAUUUACCAGGUAGUAAGGACGAAGUUGUGAUGAUCAUAGAUGAUAAUUCUGAGGAUGAAUCAGAUGAUAGCACAUCUGUGUCUUCAAGCAGUAGUGAUGAUAGUGAUGAAAGUCCAAGGAAGGUUAGCCCAAGGUCAAGAUUGGACAUAAUCCAGCGUGCAUUGCAUGUCAGAAAUAAUGAGAAAGUGACAGGUGACAUUAUCGGAUACCUGGGCAGUAAUGUUGACAAUGACAAGAUUUCUGAUGUUAGUGACAAGCUUUCUGAUGACAGUGACUUUGGCGUUAUAGACCUCACACAGAGUGAUAGUGAGGAAGAUACCAGGGAAAUAUCCUGAUAUAUUCCGGGACGAGUCCUAGAGAGCUUGGAUACUUACCGGUGGUGUAUGUGUUUUGUAUCGGAGUUUAUUCAUUGUUUAUAUAUAACAGGAGAGUUAAAUUCUGUAUUUCUUACCUCUACAUGUACGUGCCAUGGUAUUUUCGUUCACAUUUUAAUAUUAAGAAAGAAUGAAAUAACAGCUUUUAAAGUAACAGUACUGUCAAACAUUUAAACAGACAUACAGUAAUUAUUUUGCAAAAAUUAUUUUUCACUUUUGACUGAGACAAAUUUUCUGUCUAUUACAUGUAUCAACCUGAAUGUGUUGCAAUACUGACUGUAUAAUGAUUAGAUCUAUCCAAUGUAAAUAUUUGACUAAAAACAACAACUAACAAAACUUAUCAUAAUUUAGAUUUUUCACAUGCAUAGACUUUUCCAACAACCAUUUAGGUAUUAUUUCCAUGUUUGAAAUAUUUUUGAUUGCACGUAUACUGUUAGUAGUUAAAAUCUGUUGAUUUUAUAAACAUACAGAAAACUUAAUUGAGUCUAGAUUUUCCUGUCUUUAGAGUGUAAUAAUUACUGCAUCUAAAUUCUAGAUUUUCUUGUCCUCGGUGUUAAAAUUGACUUUCUAUGUCAAUAUAAUUUGUUGAAAUAGAAAUUGAAAAUUGCUGUGCCUGGUUAAACACUACAUAGUAAAACUUUUUAUCACAAUCAUAAUUAAUGAUAUACAAUUUCCAUGCAUGUAUUUAUUUAUUUCUCAAAACAGUUAAAAUGAUAUUUUGUUAUAUCAAGAUGGCAUAUGUACAAGUACUUUUUUUAUAGAACAUUGUUUUCAUGUUAAGAUUAUUCUUAUUGAAGUCUUUUUGAACUGCAAACAAAUAUAUCCAUUGUGUUUUGAAAGUUUUAAGGAAUUAAGAUUUACAAUAUUCUUAUUGACUGUGUGAAUUUAAUUAUUUAUUUUGUGAAUUUGAAAGUUCUAUUCAGCAAUAUUUGCUUGGUAUUGAUAGACACAUGCACACAUCAUCAUGUCGAUGUUGAUAAAUCCACAUAAUUACGUUGAUACAACAGUAUAAUUUUUUAUGCUCUUAGCUCUUGAAUUUAUUAUUUUUAUUUUGAAAAUAAUUAUCAAAAUUUUUAACUUCACCAUGAUUGAUAUCUGUUGUACAUGUAUUUUGGUGAUAUUAUAUGUCACUAUGACAGUCCUGUAACUAAUAACUGUACAGUCAAUGUUGGAUAUUUUUGCAGGUAAAUAGAUACUCAUGAAAUAUUUAUAUUGUGAUUUAUAUUUUACAGGUCAUACUUAAACUGAAUCAGCUAAAUAUUAAAAUUGAUGAUAUUAACAUGAUAGGUGAAUAAAAUUUCGCUAACGUUUUCAGGCCUUCAGCAGCCAUCUUCAAGCUAUAGUUGUUUCUAAUCUCUUGGAGUAAUGGUAUUGUGAUACAGGCCUAAUAGAUAGUAACAGGAGGGGAGAUAAUAACGUUGCUGUCAAUUAGGUAUCACGUGAGUAAUAUUAUGGAUAAUGAGCAUUCUUUUUGUAAUAUAUAUAUAUAUACUAAUACUGUAAAUAUGGUUAUUUUUGUGAGGGAUUAAUCUCUUGAUUUUGAUAUAUAAACUAUAUGCGUGGGGAAAAUUUUCAUGAUAAAAAGGACUCUGCAUAAUUAGCGUAAAUUUCCCCCUCGUGUAAAUUUCCAUGUUUACAAUAUCAGAUGUGCACUUAAUUGAAUUUAUGUAUUAAUUUCGAGAUACACAUUGUUUGUUUGUGUAUAUGAAAUUUGUAGCAAGCAAUUUUAGUUUUUACCCAUUUAAUUCAUCUAUCUUUAUUUCAGUUAGAGAUUUGAAUUUAUAUUAGAGAUAUAAGUAUUUAUGUAACCCUGGAAAAUACUAGCCGCAAUACUGCUCGGCUAGAGAGAUCUUCUCUUAAGCUAAAUCAGUUGAGUGUAAGACUAGUAACCCAGAGGUCCUGGGUUCGAUCCCAAGUGGAGGCAGUGAUUUAAAUUCAA
Molecule: messenger RNA, 5928 nt
Organism: Pecten maximus
Lineage: Eukaryota; Metazoa; Mollusca; Bivalvia; Pectinida; Pectinidae
Product: protein artemis-like
Exons: 12
Coding region: 330-3950 (1206 amino acids)
Biological process (GO): protection from non-homologous end joining at telomere; interstrand cross-link repair; double-strand break repair via nonhomologous end joining
Molecular function (GO): 5'-3' DNA exonuclease activity; damaged DNA binding
Source: RefSeq, a predicted model, not a curated record